This is a messenger RNA of Aspergillus oryzae RIB40, 1014 nucleotides long. Its product is annotated as fungal specific transcription factor domain-containing protein. Lineage: Eukaryota; Fungi; Ascomycota; Eurotiomycetes; Eurotiales; Aspergillaceae. Gene Ontology annotation, molecular function: zinc ion binding; DNA binding. The record is from RefSeq and is a predicted model, not a curated record. Gene Ontology annotation, cellular component: nucleus. Gene Ontology annotation, biological process: DNA-templated transcription. The coding region runs from base 1 to 1014 and encodes 337 amino acids. The transcript is spliced from 3 exons.
AUGCGCGCAAAUACAUCGAACUCUCACUUUGUCCGCGCGUGGAUGACCCUCGGCCGUGCUGUUACACUUGCACAAAUCCUCAACCUGCAUCGCAUAGAUAGCGGUGAUACGGCUCGACAGCAGCGCACAGGGUCUCAACAGGAUGCCACCGAAACAGGAUUAGCCUGCGAUACGCUCGAUCCGGCCUCGCUGGAGGAGACUCGUCGUUCUUUCUGGUCUUUAUAUAUAUUCGAAAGCUACGGGAGCGUCCGCAUUGGUCGGCCUUGCACUCUAGAAGAGGACAACCUGUGUAUCUUUCUCCCGUCGCCCGGUGAGCUUAGCGAGACAUUUCUGCCUAGCCCAAUGCCCUUUAUCAGCGACUCUACAAAACUCACCGGAGUUGGCUACCUGACCUCCUAUGCUGCGGUGACCAUCAUGGUGAAGCUGGCCCGCCUCUGCUUUGAGCACGUCAGUAUCCUCUCUCGCAGUGCUAGCGACUCUGGGUUUUGGGACCGACAUUACCGUCUAGUUAAGACAAUCAAUGACUACACCGCCAUUUUCCAACGAUACCUGACUGCUAAAGCCGUCCGUGAAGAUCCGCUGGCGUUUUCACUACACCUCAACCUAUGCGCAACACACAUUAACCUCCACGAGGCAGCGAUACGUAAAGUUGAAGAGCAAGAUCUACCCAAGCUUGUUGCAGCUGAAAGUCGCAAGUGUAGUACUGCCGCGGCAUUCAAGAUUCUCGGAGCUAUUCGCAUGAAUUGGCCUGUUCAGCGGUCGGAGCGUGAUCACUUCACCCUUCAGGCGACGUUUAUUGGCUGGCCCAUUUCUAUGAGCCUAAUUGCCCUGAGUCGCAGUUUAGCCAAUGGUGACACGACUCCCAUCGGCAUCGUGGACUCUCUGCGCUUGUUAUGCGCCGCUCUGGACCAUGUUGAGGAAGCUGAUGGGUAUUGGCACCAAGCAAGCAGGGCUGCGGUGGCUGCCUUGGCAAAAUGGGAUGAGCAACAACACGAGUCCCGCCCCGGGGAAUGA